AUGCCUCGAAGAGCUCACACUCUCAUAACCGUUAGCCGAGCCUUACCGGGAUUAUCCGGCAGCCGGGAAGGAAAAACUCGUGAAAAGUCCGAGGAAGAUCGACGAGCCAACGUGUCCAGUGCUAGACCGGCCGGUACAACAUGAUACUCAGAAUUCUAUUUGGCCUGUUCCUCGGGCAAAGUUUCGCUACACCGAUCGCGAAUGUUUGGCUGAGCCCCCUGGGACCUGUAACACCAUUACGCCAGUUCCACAUACAGGACGGAUCCGGAGGAUAUCAUUACUCGUUCACUGGGCCUCAUCAGGCUAAAUCGGAAUCCAGUCUGAAUGGAAUUACACGGGGCGGUUACUCGUACAUCGACGCAAACGGAAUACUGCAAACAGUGACAUACACGGCGGACGACCAAAACGGAUUCAGAGUGAGCGCUAGCAAUUUGCCGCAACCGCCGAAAAACGAUCUCCAGGAGGUUCAGGACACGCCGGAAGUGGCGGCCGCGAAGAAGAGCCACCUCGAAGAGCUGCAGAAAUCCCGGCUGAGAGAGCAAGCCAACUAUCAAUCGAAUAUUUUAUCGUACAACAUUAUACCGCCGUAUUACAGUUUCUCACACUUGAGGAAAGACGACGAGAAGAACUUGGCUGUUCGAGAAAUCGCGACCUCGAAGAACCCGUAUCUACUGUCUCAAGCCGAAGCAGAGAAGAUCGAAGUCCCGAAACCGGACCCGAGUCUGGCGAAGUUCCCAGCUUCGUCGACUCUAGGACAGCAAAAGCCCGAAGAGUUGCGCGUGAACUCGUUGGAAAUCGGAAAACUGGUGUCCUUGGAUGGAAUUCAAAAGGCGGCACCUCUUCCAGCCUCUUACGUGCUGCCAGUUCUGCCGUACCGGCUUUUGCAUAGCGCUCUACAUCACACCCAGGACUCAUUGGGCCAAUACGAUUACACGUACGCCGGCGAUUCGAGCGCGAAGACGGAGUCCAGGUCCCUGGACGGGACCACCAGAGGUGCUUACAGUUACAUCGACCCGAACGGCGUGUUACAACAGGUCCAUUACGUCGCCGAUCAGAACGGGUUCAGGGUUUUAGCGACCAAUCUGCCGGAAGCCAAGUAACGGAAGUUCCUUUGUGCCGGGAGGAUCACGCAGAGGAACCGGGCACCUGGCGAGACAGUUUCGUAGCACACACACCCCUCGGGGAAAACUGACCCUUCCUCGGAGGAUCUUAUCGAUCGUUAGGCUUCUCUACUAUUACGCGAUUAGAGCCCGUCGCCGGAACGGAAGUCGGUGAUUCGCGCUUUUACUGUCACGAUCCCUCGUAACAUGGUUUAUCGUGCCGCUAGAAAUCACUGGGGACGUUCUGGUGCCGUUUCGGACUGGCUCGGUCGCGUGCCGGGUCUCGCAGAUUUAUCGUCGAAUUUCGGGAAAGUUCGAGAGUUCAGUGAAUCUUCGAGUUUCCCGUCGCAGUCGUACCUUCGUUUCGAGUUUCUCGAAAUUCUCUAUUUCGGUUGCGAAGAGGUUUAAUAAAUAACCUAGCUUAUUUAGCCCGGUCCGGCUUGGUUUAACUCAGCUUAACUUGGCUCCACUUAGCUUCGUCCAAUGGCGGUUCCGUCAUUUUUUAAUCUGCCCGAGGUGUAUGGUUUUUAGAACACUUUUCCAGAGAGAAUUGCCGAGUGAGAAAUUCUUAUUUUUGCGGACGCAUAAAGAUGUAGCUUGUAGUGCUAACGUUCCGAUAUUUUCGCAGACGAAAUGAUUCUGGGACGUCGGCACGUAGCUAUCUGAAAGCUGUCUGGAAAUUCGAUGAUCUUAAAUUCGCCGACUUGCGCCUCGUUAGUUUUGCCGCUCAUGUAAAAAUCCACGGUCUACACGUGACGAUCGGGGACACGAUUACCAGUCGGUUCAAAUUACCAAAGAUUCGGAACAACGGAGAGCGGAAAUUACGUCUGGCGAUCGAAAGUCGUAUUCGCGGCUUCUGAUGGAAUGCCGAUCGAGGUCUGCCCGAGGAAGAAAUUGAUUGGCCAGCGUAGUGCCAAGAGAAGGAUUAAGGAAGACGAGGGUGGAAAGUUGACGGUAACCGGGAUUCAGUUUUCGACGAAAAAUUCUGCGGAAGCGAAAGGUCUCCCUUUGAGGGCGAUUUUUCAGACGUGGUUAAUUUAUACCGUGUAAUACGUUCUGGAGAUGAGCUGCCACGCCGAAGGAAACAAGCUUGCUCGGGAACGUAAUUCGCAUGGAGCUGGCGCACGCGAUCGAGCUCUCCUCUCUUUUUGCGAGCUUUUUCAAACGAACGUGCGCGAUCAAGGGGCCCGGGUCAAUCUUCGUCGCCGAUCGCGAAUACUCUCGAACAGCUUUCUCGCCACGGGAUGCUCGGUUGGUGCGGGGUAAUCAAACUUUCUGAAUGCUUUUCGAGUUCGUUCGAAGCCGAUGCGAGACGCGAGAUGCGGGACGCGAAGCGAAGCGAAUCGCGCGCCGCCCGGACGAACUUAAUUCGCAUUCGCCUCUCUCUUUUAAUCAUGUCGCGAUAAGUCGAUUCACAAUAAAUUAUUCCACCUACCAAA
This is a messenger RNA of Megalopta genalis, 2539 nucleotides long. RefSeq names its product cuticular protein 16 (gene CPR16). Gene Ontology annotation, molecular function: structural constituent of chitin-based larval cuticle. The record is from RefSeq and is a predicted model, not a curated record. NCBI's taxonomy places the organism in Eukaryota, Metazoa, Arthropoda, Insecta, Hymenoptera, Halictidae. Gene Ontology annotation, cellular component: chitin-based extracellular matrix.